Messenger RNA from Sphenostylis stenocarpa, 1575 nucleotides. NCBI's taxonomy places the organism in Eukaryota, Viridiplantae, Streptophyta, Magnoliopsida, Fabales, Fabaceae. The record is from the annotation of a GenBank genome assembly.
AUGGAAGCGAGGAUGAAGAAGUACAACCGGCAAGUGAGUCCGGAGAGGGCCAAAGUGUGGACUGAGAAGUCCCCAAAAUACCACCAGAGUCUGAAGGUUCCCGUGAUUUACUAUCUUUGUCGAAACAGGCAGCUAGAGCACCCUCAUUUCAUGGAGGUCCCACUUUCAUCACCGGAUGGACUAUACUUGAGAGAUGUGAUUGAUAGACUAAACGUGUUGAGAGGUAGAGGUAUGGCUUCCUUGUACUCAUGGUCUUGCAAGAGGAGCUACAAGCAUGGAUUUGUGUGGCAUGAUCUAUGUGAAGAUGAUAUAAUUCUACCAGCUCAUGGAAAUGAAUAUGUUCUCAAAGGUUCUGAGUUCUUUGAUGAAUCAAAUUCAGAUCGUUUCAGUCCCAUCAACAAUGUUAAAAUACAAAGCAUGAAGCUGUUGCAAGGGCCAGCUUCUUCUAGGAGCCAUGAUGAAGCCUCAUCCUCUUCUAGCAUGAACGGGAAAGAGACAAGAAUCUCCCAAGAUGAUGAGCUUUCCCAAGAACCACACACUGGUUCUUCUGAUGUUUCUCCAGAGUCUAGGGCUGAAAAGAGUGAUGCUCUAAGCUUGGCAUUGACAGAAUACAAAAUUUACAAAACUGAUGGAUUGGCUGAUGCUUCAACUCAGACAGAAGAAAAUGUGAGCAGAUCCAGAGGUCAGAAAACUUGUACGAGGGGUGUAUCAACAGAGGAUGGAUCUUUGGAAUUUGAAUGUCAUGAAAUAUGUCAAGCUGAAGUUCCACAAGUGAAAGAUACUCCGCAAAUCUGUAGGGAUACUGUUUCUCCUCCUCCCUCGACUUCAAGUUCCUCGUCUUUUGUGGGGAAGGCUGAAACUUUGGAAUCUCUGAUUAGAGCUGAUGCUAGUAAAGUGAACAGCUUUAGGAUUCUGGAGGAGGAGAGCAUGCGGGAGCCAACCAACACGAGGCUGAAAGCUUCAAAUUUGCUGAUGCAGCUGAUCUCGUGUGGCUCUAUAUCAGUGAAAAACCAUAGUUUUGGCCUUAUUCCUUCCUACAAGCCCAGGUUUUCCAGCUCAAAAUUUCCUUCCCCACUGUUCUCAACUUCUUUUGUGUUAGGAGAAUUUGAUUGCUUAGCCGAGAAUCCAAAGUUGAUGAGCCUCAGAUUGGAGGACAAAGAAUAUUUUAGUGGAAGCUUAGUUGAGACUAAACUGAAGGAAGGAAAUGGAUUUAAUGUUCUGAAGCGCUCUUCUUCCUACAGUGAUGAGAGGACAUAUAAAGAGCAGAAACCACAAGAAGACAAAGAGGAGUCAUCAUCCUCAGGACAUUCAAAAUGCAUUCCACGAUCAAUUAAGGCUUCAUUGUCCAAGCAUCCCCGAAGUGAAUCCAUGAGAUCUCCUGUAUCUGAUGGACCCCGCAACUCAUCAGAUAGAAUUGAUGGCUCGGGCAUAUCCCCAGUGACAUCUAAUGGUAGCAGCAAAAGAAUCACUGAACCUUUGUCAGGGAAAAAGCAAUCAAAGAGGAUAGAUUCGUUUAAAGAAGAGGAGGAAGUGAUCAAAAUUGAAGAAAGCUUGCUUCAGGAGCUCGGGUUAUAA